Larimichthys crocea (large yellow croaker) is the source of this 2325-nucleotide messenger RNA. RefSeq names its product solute carrier family 22 member 13. The transcript is spliced from 10 exons. Gene Ontology annotation, cellular component: membrane. Lineage: Eukaryota; Metazoa; Chordata; Actinopteri; Sciaenidae. The coding region runs from base 391 to 2007 and encodes 538 amino acids. Gene Ontology annotation, biological process: transmembrane transport. The record is from RefSeq and is a predicted model, not a curated record. Gene Ontology annotation, molecular function: transmembrane transporter activity.
AUGAGGCUGUGGCCCUGCCCCAUAAAUAAUGUGUACAUCACACCCUACGCGCUCCCAGCUGGCAUACAUGUCAUUGUGCACCGUGCGUAAAACAUCAGGAGCAAAAAAGCUCUGGAUAUCUGUUGGAUGCAUUCCUUUUUUUUUCACUUUCUAAAACGACAUCUUCCUUCAGCAAGUGUCGGCUUGCAGAUGAGUUUUCUUCAAGCCAUUCCAGGACGGCUAAAGAUGGAUUAUAUUGUUGGACUUCAGCUGGACUGACACAUGUUUGAUUCACCUUGUUUACCUCCUGAACAAUACCACCGCGUCUCAUGUAUUGUAUGCAGAGUGUUUACAAUCGGCUCCUCUUCACUGGCUAAGAGCCAGUCUCCAAAUUAAACUAUAUUUCCCAAAAUGAAUUUCGACCAGAUCCUCUCUGCCAUCGGGGGCUUCGGUAAAUAUCAGAAGAUUUUGUACAUAUGGAUUUGUUUACCCCAGAUCCUUCUCGCCUUCCACAUGAUGGUGAGCAUCUUUACCGGAGCCACGCCACCCUAUCUCUGCCGAGAGAACUCGAGCUCAGUAGCCGGGAAUCAGUCCUCAAUCCCCGCUGUACUCACCCUAAAUAUCAGCCUCUCGGAUUCCUCCUGCUUCUCUUCAGAUGUCUCCCUGCAAGGCAACAUGACUGAGCGCGUCCCGUGUGGCCAAGGAUGGGUGUACAGCAAGGAGAUUUUCCAGAGUACAACAGUCACCGAGUGGAACCUGGUGUGCGACAAAGCUAAACUGAACAGUGUCGGUUCGUCGAUCUACAUGUUUGGCCUGUUGGUGGGAUCUGUGGUGUUUGGAGCCAUGGCUGACAGGUACGGCCGACGUUUCAUCCUGCUGCUGUCCAUCGCUCUUCAGACUGUGUUUGGAGUCGCUGUGGCCUUUGCACCCAACUUCCCUGUAUAUGUGAUUCUUCGCUUUGUAGUUGGCACCACCAUAUCUGGAGUCAUCAUCAAUGCCUUUGUACUUGGCACUGAAUGGACGUGCACCAAGAGGCGCAUGCUUGCCGGUAUUAUCACAGACUACGCAUUUGGUCUGGGCUAUAUGUCACUAGCUGGCAUUGCAUACAUGAUACGAGACUGGAGAAAGCUGCAACUGGCUAUAUCAGCUCCGGGUUUCCUGCUCAUCUUCUAUAUAUGGGUGGUUCCUCAGUCUGCCAGAUGGCUGCUGGCCAACGACAGGAGGGAGGAAGCCAUUGCACUCCUUCGCAAGGCAGCGCUUGUUAAUGGCCGGGUCUUACCUCCCACUGUACAGGUCGAUAAGAUUGUAGCUGGAGGGAAGCAAAGUCAUUCAGCAGUGGAUCUCGUGCGGACACCUCAGAUGAGGAAGAGGGCUAUCAUCCUGUUUUACAUCUGGUUUGUGAAUGUGCUUGUGUAUUAUGGUCUUUCACUGGGUGUGUCCAGGCUGGGGACAGACCUCUACUUGACCCAGUUUGUGUACGGGUUGAUUGAGAUCCCGGCUCGUUCUCUCGUCCUGCUUGUCUUGCCCUUCAGUCGCCGACUUGCUCAAAGUGGAUUUCUGGCUGUUGGAGGGCUUGCCUGUCUGCUAAUGCUCGCUGUCCCUGCAGAGCAUUCUAAUGUCCUGAUGGGUCUUGCCAUGGUAGGGAAGUUUGGCAUAACAGCGUCCUUCGCUGUUAUCUAUGUGUACACUGCUGAGCUGUUUCCAACUGUGCUUCGGCAAACAGGAGUGGGGGUGUCCUCUAUGUUUGCAAGGAUGGGCGGUGUGUUAGCACCCAUAAUAAACAUGCUGCACAACCACAGCCCUGCUACACCUCUGGUCAUCUUUGGCACCUCCCCGCUGCUGGGUGCUGUUCUGGCCCUGGCACUGCCCGAAACUGCAGACAGACCUCUUCCUGACACAGUGGAGGACGUAGAAAAGCAGGACAUGAGAUCUCCCAACAAGGAGAACCCUGAGAUGUCUGUGGAUAUUAACCAAUCAGCCAGCAGCACAGAGGAGCAGGAGCUACGACAUCUAGCAAGCCAGGCCUAGGCGUGCACGUGAAAGGAUUCACGCAUUAGUCACAUUUUAUAAAGCCUUAACCAGAUACAGUAGUUAAUAUAACAUCCUCUAUGCAAAUACAUCAGGACCCGAUUAAAGAAAGAAAGCCAAACACAUUUCAAGACAUAUCUUGUAUACCCAGUUUCAGAGCUUUCUAAUGCACCUGUGCUGAUUUGAAGAAUCAACAAGACAAGAAGAGAAGGCUGCCACUACUUCUCUAACAAUACUGUAGUCCUGUUAAGCAGCUAUUCUUAAGACUUCAUGUUUUUAAGGACUAAAGCAUUUAUUACAUUUUGUGCAUUUCAUAAA